AUGGCUAUCACCGACCUCGAUCGCAACCGUACCGACGGCAUGCCGACACAUGGCUGGCUGGUGCUUGCGUGGCAUGGCACUAACUUCAGACGCCGGGAUGCUCGCGCGUGUGCACGGCCAACUCGUAUGCUCUUUCCACAUGCGCUGCACGUGCAACUGGGUCUACACUAG
Fulvia fulva is the source of this 171-nucleotide messenger RNA. RefSeq lists its product as uncharacterized. Lineage: Eukaryota; Fungi; Ascomycota; Dothideomycetes; Mycosphaerellales; Mycosphaerellaceae. The coding region runs from base 1 to 171 and encodes 56 amino acids. The record is from RefSeq and is a predicted model, not a curated record. The transcript is spliced from 2 exons.